Messenger RNA from Vicia villosa (hairy vetch), 641 nucleotides. RefSeq lists its product as uncharacterized. The transcript is spliced from 2 exons. Lineage: Eukaryota; Viridiplantae; Streptophyta; Magnoliopsida; Fabales; Fabaceae. The record is from RefSeq and is a predicted model, not a curated record. The coding region runs from base 57 to 368 and encodes 103 amino acids.
CAUAACUUUUGAAGGACCUGAAAUUGUGCCCUUGAGGGUUUAAGCGAAACUGAAACAUGAAGAAGAGGGCCAGGGCAGUUUCAGACGAAAGUCCGAUCAGGACUAUCGCUUGUCUAAAAAAAAUCGACGACAUCAAACAUUUCGAGGAAACUGAUGAUUGUUUCAUCCUAGGAUUCGAUCCUACCGAAUCUACUCCCAACAAAGACGAUAAUGUUUCCUCUAAACUUCUCAUUAAAGACGCUGAUGAUGAUAUCUGUGUUCUUGCUGAAAAGGGCCAGAUGCUUGGUUUUGGACCAGGAAAAAUCGAAGUGUGUCACUGGUUUUACGAGAAUCAGAGAGUGUUGGAACCAUGGGCCGCCCACCGUUAAUAUCCACGCACCAAGCCCAAAAAGAGUGUUGGGCGUGAGAGAGUGUAUUAGGAAGAUCCUAAAGUCCCAUAUUGGUUGGAGAUAGAGCAUUGAAAAAGUAUAUAUAGAAGAACACUUCUCAUCUUACCAACCGAUUUUGUUAGCUCAAACUCUAAUACUAUCAAGUUAUUGUCAGAAAUGUUAUCCACUAUUAUCUAGAAAUAAGUUAAUGUGUUAUCUAUCCACUGCUAUGCUAUCUUGAAAUAAGUUAGAGUGUUAUCUAUCCACUGCUAU